This is a messenger RNA of Angiostrongylus costaricensis, 519 nucleotides long. The record is from the annotation of a GenBank genome assembly. NCBI's taxonomy places the organism in Eukaryota, Metazoa, Nematoda, Chromadorea, Rhabditida, Metastrongylidae.
AUGUUUGACGACUUUGAUAAAGCCUGUGGAAAGAUUGGUCUUCGACUAAAUCUCACAAAAAUGAUGUUCGUGAAGAACGGAUUGGUUUCGCAUGCCCCAUUCACGCUCAACGGAACGUAUACCUCUGAAUGCUCCAGUUAUAUCUAUCUAGGUCGGAAAAUCAAUAUGAUGAACGACCUAGCUCCAGAGCUCAGCAGAAGAAAACGAGCGGUCUGGAGAGUUUUCAAGAGCAUCGAGGAUGUAGUGAGGAGGUCAAAGAACACCCGACUCUGUGCCCACCUUUUCGACUCAACGGUACUUCCUGCCCUAACGUAUGCGUCAGAAAUCUGGUCGCUGCGUAAGCAGGAUGAAAGGCCACUCAGCGUUAUCGAACGCACAGUCGAUAGGACGAUGCUAGGAGUAUCCCGUUCCACACAAGUAUGGGAUGGGAUCCGAAGCUCCGAACUGCGUCAACGAUCAAAAGUCAAAGAUGCCGUUCUGUACGCCAAACAGUCGAAGACAAGGGGGCCGGACAUGUAA